Molecule: messenger RNA, 327 nt
Organism: Pocillopora meandrina
Lineage: Eukaryota; Metazoa; Cnidaria; Anthozoa; Scleractinia; Pocilloporidae
Source: the annotation of a GenBank genome assembly
CAAGCUGCAAUCGAGCAAGCCGCUAGAGCAAGGCCACAUGGAGUUGAAAUGCCCAAGAGGUUGGAUUUCACUUCUCAAAAGAUACACCAAGAAUACUUAUGCUUCAAGACUUUAGCAAAAAAGGUUUUAGAAUGCUAUGGCAGGCUUGAGGACAAUGUUAAAGUGAACAGAGUGCUAAUGUGGAUGGGGCCAGAGGCAUGCAUCAAACACGAGCUACACCCAUUCCCCCCGGAGACAAGGAAAAAUUCACCCCGCUGUGGAACUUCUUUGACAAUUUGUGUUCCACGAAGGAAGGUUGCCAAGGCUCGUGGAGCACCGCGAGAAUGA